AUGGCUGACUCAGUGCACGGGCGGGCGGUGAAGGCGGUGCAGCGGUGGCCUGCAGUGGACGCGCGACAACAAUCAGCUGCCGGCAACAACAAAACCAAUGAGCUUCUUUACCCUUGCCUCCUCACUCUCUUCCUAUCUCGAUCUAUCUCGCUGCCCUUCUCGUUUGUCUUUGAGCUUCCUUACUCUUGCCUCCUCACUCUCUCUCGAUCUGUCACCGACGCUCUUGACAGAGGCGGCACCGACACCUUCUCUGGUUUGGAUGCGGUCCCUAAGCGCGGCGGAUGGAAGAAGAGGAGCGAGAGAGGUGGGAUGACGCACGGCCGGCAGCCACUGGCAUGUGGCUGCCUCCUACCCGCCCUGCUGACCACCCGCUUGCUGGCGGCACGCGAGGCGAGGCGGAUGGAGCAAGGAUGGAGCGAGCGAAGCUCGUUGUUCCCUUGCGUGUUCUCCCACCUGCACCCUUGGGGUGAGGUGGAGGUGCGAGAAGGAGAGGCGGAUAAGCUGAAGGAGGGGGUACUUGGAGGAAGAGGCUGUCCAACGCCUGCCAUGAGAAGGGAGUAUGGGUCCGAGGGAGUGCAGUGUGGUGCCAUCAGCAAUGCCUGCCAUGAGAAGGGGGGUGCAGCAUGGGGGAGUGGAGAGCUGCUGAGGGCGGCUGCAGAGCGGGAGGCGCGACAGCAGCAGCUACACGGGAGGGAAGAGGGAGGCGGGGCGCAGCAUGGCGGAGUGGAGAGCUGGUCGGGGCGGCUGCAGAGCGGGAGGCGCGGCAGCAGCAGCUACACGGGAGGGAAGAGGGAGGCGGGUUGGGGUGCGGAGGAGGAGGGAGCAGCAGCACCAGCAGCGCCUUCUUUCAGAAGGGAGCAUGGGGCUGAGGGAGGGGAACAUUUUCCGCUGUUUUUUCGCUUGCUUUUCAUUUCCUUGUCGCAUGGCGCAGCAUGGCGGAGUGGAGAGCUGGUCGGGGCGGCUGCAGAGCGGGAGGCGCGGCAGCAGCAGCUACACGGGAGGGAAGAGGGAGGCGGGUUGGGGUGCGGAGGAGGAGGGAGCAGCAGCACCAGCAGCGCCUUCUUUCAGAAGGGAGGUGCAGCAUGGAGGAGUGAAGAGUUGGUGGGGGCGGCUGCAGCGCGGGAGGCGCGGCAGCAGCAGCUACACUUGAGGGAGGAGGAGGGAGCAGCAGCACCAGCAGCCUUCUUUCAGAAAGGAGUUUGGGGCUCAGGGAGGGAAACAUUCUCCGCUCUGGUCCUAAGCGGUGGUUCCCACCUCACCGUGGUGCUUGGGUAUAACGUCAGGAGCUCUGCUCCUGGCGGCCAAGAGGAACCCCCCAUGCACACCUACAGUGCACGGAUCCCUCCCCGUCACUCCCUUUCUUUCCACUACCCUCCCCCGUCUCACCUCACGUCCCCAUUCUCCCUUUCCACCCUCGUCUCCUCUCGUCAACCCAUCUCCUCCCAUCCCACACCCCCCAUUCUAAAAGACGCUGAGAGGGCCCCAUGGUGGAGCAAGCUGGUGGGUGUGGAGCAGUGGAGAGCGGUGCUGCACGAUGCGUCCUUCAAGUACUGUCUGCUCCGCCUUGACUCGCCAAUCUUCAACGCGCCGCCUGCCGAACCUCUUGCCGACCCUGUCACCGAGCCUGCCGCCCUGCCGUUCACAGCCACGGGCAAGCUCACCUACUCGCACGGCAUGCACCUCAAAUACGCCGUCAACGUCAGCAUGGGGGACCAUGUUUUACUGACGUCAGCAUGGGCGACCAUGCUUCACAACCUCGACGCUCACAUGCAUGCCCAGAUCGACUGUCUCCUCGCAUCCUCCCACCCACCCAAUCCCUCCGCACUGCUCCCCACCCCUCCGCCCUUCCCCUCAUCCCUCCUCGCCACCACCACUGCCUUCUGGGCUGGAGCCCUCGACCCCUCGGACCCCUCCCCCUCCUCCUCCCUCUCCUUCUUCUCCUCCUCUUCCUCCUCUUCCACCUCUUCCUCUGCUGCUCAUCCCACCUCUCCUCGCUUCCCCCCCAGUGCGGCGGCAGCAGCGGAAGCGGCAGUGGCAAUGACGGGGGGACCGGGGGAAUGCUUUCCAAAGCUGAGGGCGAUGGCGCAGGUGCUGCUGCUGCCUAAGGACUUGUUGGCUGACCAGGAAAGAGAACUCCGUCAGGAAGCCGAUAAGGAACUCCAAGCCGCCUGUUUGAACUACUGCAAGGGAGCACAGGACGUUCUGAUUUCAAUGAAGAAGAAAGCUGCUGAGCAGGCACGCAAUGAUACUGCUGCUGUUUACCAGCGUCUUCAGGAUCAGAUCGCGAACUACAUCAACCUUGCUAAGAAGACUGACAUCGGCACCAAAAACUCGAAGCUGACUGACAACCUUACUUUUUUUAAGGAUCGCGUGAUUUCUGAGUUUAAGGACGCUAUGUCGGUUUUUGUGAUGGAGACUAACCUUUCGGAAAUUCAUGUGAAGGAGCAGAAGAAGGAGAUUGAUGAGAAAAAGGCUGCUGCUGCUGAGGAAGCCGAGAAUCUGCCUGUUGAUCCCUCCGUUCGUGAGAUCGCCAAACAGGAGGUUGCGAAGGCUGUUGCUAAGCUCAAGUCUACUCCUCCUCCUCAUCACCGCCGUGCCGCUGCUAACAACGCUGCUAACAACAAUGACAAGAAGAAGAACAUGAAGCAGAAACAGGUGAAGCAGACGAAGCAGAAGAAGACUUUCCCGGUUAAGAAUAACCGGAAGCCUUUUGCCGUCAAUGCUGCUAAGAAGCCGAACACCGCUGCUGCUAAGAAACCGACCAAUGGGAAGAAGCGCAAGAAUGGGUCUACUAACCAUUCUGGUCGCGCUUUCACGAAGGCUGCAGGACGCAGCGUGAAUCACCCGACGAAGAAGACCUCUCCGGCAAAAAACGGGGGAGGUUCCGGCCGCGGCGGAACUGCUCGACAGUAA
Messenger RNA from Closterium sp. NIES-65, 2913 nucleotides. NCBI's taxonomy places the organism in Eukaryota, Viridiplantae, Streptophyta, Zygnematophyceae, Desmidiales, Closteriaceae. The record is from the annotation of a GenBank genome assembly.